AUGGUAGAUCCAAAAAAAUUAUUAAAAAUAUUAAAAUCAUAUGAACGUUUUAAAUUAUUAACGAAGGCAAUACAAAUGGUAGCAUUGUCACAACUUUCUUCUUUAAAGAAUAAAAUAGCAUCUAGACAAUAUGCACUAGGCACCAUCACUCCUUUCUUUGGAACAAGUAAUUAUUCGGACAAAGAUUCUUCAUAUCUUAUGCUUUCUAUUACAGUAGAUAAAAGUUGUUGUGGGCCUCAUAAUGGUAAUAUUUUAAAAGCAAGUAAACUAAUAGUAGAGGAAUUAAAAGAAAAAAAUAAAAAUAUUAAAUUAAUUUCAAUGGGUAGAAAAGCUAAGUAUUUUUUUAAAAAAUAUUAUAGAUCUUUUCAAAUUUUAAAUAUUUUUAAUUUAGAUAAAGAACCACUUUCUUUAUUUACUGCAAUUAUUACAUUAGAGAGAUUCAUGGAUUAUAGCUUUGAUAGAUUUUUAAUUAUUUUUAAUAAAUUUUAUACAGCUUUUACACAAAAAGUAUCUUUUUAUGAUAUUUGUUCUUUUUCUUUUUUUACUACAAAUUUAAUAGAAAGAACUAAAGAUGCUAAUAAAACAGCUCAUGUAUGUAGUGCUCUUUUAAAUUCUACAGGGGUUGAUUCUAAUUUUAGUUCUUUAUUAUAUGAUUUUUAUAAUUAUGCUGUUUCUUUAAUUUGUUUGGAUGCUUUAGAAGAAAAUGAAUAUAGUGCACUUGGAGCAAGGGCAACAGCAAUGAAUAAUGCUACAAAGAACGUAUCUGAAUUAAUUGAUAGUUUUCGUUUAUUGUAUAAUAAGGCUAGACAAGAGACUAUUACAAAUGAACUAAUUGAAAUAGUUUCUUGUGUUAAUUUUGUAUAG
Messenger RNA from Naegleria fowleri, 864 nucleotides. NCBI's taxonomy places the organism in Eukaryota, Heterolobosea, Eutetramitea, Acrasida, Naegleriidae. The record is from the annotation of a RefSeq genome assembly.